UUAUUUUUCAUAGAAGAUUUAAGAGAUGUAGUUAAUUUCUUUAAUUUCUUGCUUUUUGAACAAAUAGCAACAUAUAAUAUCCUGUCGGUAUUUUAUUAUCUUAGUAUUAAAUAAGGUAAUAAAAUAGUAUUUUAUGGCUAGAACUACAGUUUGCUUUAACCUGUUUAAGUGUUGGUGCAUUACUAUGGUAACUGACAUUCGUAAUAAUUCAUUCCUAUAAUCUGAUCGCACUCUAAGACUAAAAUGUUGUCUUACUGAAGAUAUUAUUGUAAGAAAAAGGAAACUUUUUGAGUAUUACUCUUGAAUUUUUCAUUUGAGAAAACGCUAUAAAUUUAUCUAAUCUAGCUAUUUGUCAAUAUGUAUAAUGAAUAAAGAAUACUGUUUCUUAUGAUUAACAAGGAGAAUUAACGAAAACUUUCUUUAUCACUUCCUUCAAGAUAUAGGUUACUAACAAGGGCAAAUGGGCUGCAAUUUGGGCGUACCUCAGCAAACCGUUCAUAAAAUCUCUGUUCCAAUUCAAAAAACUCAAAGUCAGAGUAGCAUUAGGAAAUUUGUUGAUGAAAACAUUUCAGCCGCAUCAAUUCCUGCAUUUUGGGACGAACGAAGCUCCAAAAAUAUUACAGUAACUAAGGAUGGAUCGUCAGUUACUAAAGUUACCGAUACGAAUACUAUGGAUAUUAUUAGAAGUACCGACGGACAGAUAUCCGGUAUUCACGUCUAUUCAGUAAAUUGGUCAGUUAGAUUGAGAGGUCAAGAUUCGGCGGUUAUGGGAAUCUCCUGCAAAGUAUCAGGUAAUUUACCAAGAGAAGUUUUUGGCGGUUUUGAAGUAGUUAUGGGCUGGGAUCUUAUUAGCAAUAAAUCAAUUUUUAAUAAUGCAAUAAUGAGCAAAUAUCCAUUGGAAAUUGAUUCAAACUAUAAAGUGCCAGAUAAUUUUGUUAUGAUAUUAGACCUUUAUAAUGGAGUACUACUGUUUAAAGUAGAAAAUAGGCACUUGGGAGUGUGCUGUAGGGAUUUGGAUACUGCUUUUGGCAAUCGGGGAAUAAAACUUUAUCCAACAAUAGCAAUGAAAUCGAUUGGAAGUCAAGUAACAAUGUUUAAGAUGAAUACUUCAUGGAUGAAUAUUUUAAAUGAUGUUAUUUCGUACAUGGUUCCUAUUUUGUCAUUUUCUGACUUAUCGAGGAAGUGGACAAAAGUCAAUAUCAUGAUGAAAACGGGACGAACAAAGUAUGCAGAUAGCAUUCAGCUUAUGAUACUUCAAUUGGAAUCCUGUUGUCGGUUAAUAAAAAGAGUGAAAGGUGCUCAUGCAGUUUUCUUAAAUAUGUUACUCAAAUUCGAUGGAGGUGAAACUUUAAUGGCCUAUUUUAAGUACACUUGGGAUAAUUUUCAUAUGGAGAAGAGCAAAGCAAAUUGUAUUGUUAUGAGUAGUUUUAUACAAAAUAAUUGUGAGAAUAAUUCAAUGUUUCCAUCCGCAAUUGCAAGACAGGGAUGUUUGGACCUAAUUCAUAAUGUUCUUGAAAAAGGAAAUAACGAAAGAGCUGUCGAAGAUAUAGAGGCAAAGAAAUCAGUGUUUACUUUCAUUUUGAGAAUAUUAUAUAAUUUCUCUAAAGUUUCAAAGUUGGCUGACGAAAUUCGUGAUAGAGAUCUUCGAGUAUAUUUAGAGGAUUAUCCAGAUUUUCAAAGGUAUGAUUUAGGUGUGAGCUUUCUAAAAGUGAUGGCCUUAGGCCGUAUAUUACCAGAUAAGAAAUUUUGGAAGAUUGAAGAGAGUAUUCUUGAUUUAUUAUUAGAGCAAAUUAAAUCAACCAUCAAAUCAAAAACAAUUUUUGAAGGGAUUGUUUUUUACUUACAAGAAAUUCUAGAAUGUUUAUCAUAUACGUUAGAAUGUAUUGAGAAUUGUAUUUAUAUGAUUCAUAAUGGACUGAUAGACUUUUUACUUGAAAUUCUUUGUCAUAAGCUAACUGGAGAAAUUAAUGUAAAAUUUACAAUAACUUGUUUAAAUACAAUUCUAUCUGUAAUUAUUACGGAUAAAAGUCUACAAGAAAGUGAAAAGGGUAAACUGCAACAAGGAAAAAUAAGGGAAAAAUUACAAGAUUUAUCUAAAAAUGAAAUAAAUGGUCUAGCUGAAUCAGCUGAAAUUUGUUUAAUUAAAAUAUGGUCAAUUGAUAGUUAUCAAUUUGCUUCUGAAGCUUGUCUAUUAGAGAAUGACUGUAAGAAAUUUAUUGAUGAUGUAUUGUUAAUAAGUGGUGAACACAUUAAUAAAGAAUUCACAGAGUGCCAUUGUCGUUUUUGUCAUUCAACAAGAAAUUUUAAGGAAUAUUGUUAUCAAGGUAUUCCACCAAGGGCUUAUUCUGUUCCAAUUGGAUGGUAUUUAUUAGGAUUGAAGACUCACUCUCGAAUAUUAAAUGAAGAUAUUUUAAAGAAAUAUCAUAGAGCUUAUCAUGGAACAAGAGUCGGUAAUAUUUCGAAAAUUCUACGGCAAGGAGAUAUUGUGUCAUCCCCAUCAAAUUUAGACAAUUCUAAGAAACGAUCAUUUGAUAGGAGUGGAGAGACUGCGAAAGAAAGAGUGUUUAUAUCUCCUUCAUUAAGAUACGCCGGUUUAGACGCUUUUGCCGAAUCAUACGUAUGGAAUAACAAGAUAGUUAAAGUUGCUUUUGACUUGUUAGUCUGUCCUGGUACUUAUGAACUAGGAAAAGAAGUUGUUGGAUCAAAUUCCCCAUUCGAUUCAAAAUUUUCCAAUGAUGAAAUCGAAUGGUCGAUAAAUUUAAAAGGAAUGGCAGUUAUACGCGGGUUAUUGAUUAAACUGAUAGACAAACAAGAAACUCUUGAAAAUUGAAUAUACAAUAUUUUUAUGACAUAAUUAGAUAAUAAAUGGUUUAUUAAUGACUUUUGCAUAAUAAAACAAAAAGUAAAAAAAUAUUAUUCGCCCA
Dimorphilus gyrociliatus is the source of this 2924-nucleotide messenger RNA. The record is from the annotation of a GenBank genome assembly. NCBI's taxonomy places the organism in Eukaryota, Metazoa, Annelida, Polychaeta, Dinophilidae.